AUGGCCAACGUGAACUCAGCCAGCCGCCCGCACUUCGCCUCCUCCAUCCCUGUGCCUCGAGCUGCUUCCCAGACCCGGAUCCACACCCCGGGUGCCUCUCCCCAGCUGCGGCCACGCCAGGCUGGCCUGGCCCUGAGCCCACAGCGAGCCGCCUCCCCGAGGCUGGGCAAGGCUGCCAGCCACCCCAGAGGCUCCUCUCCUAAGGCCUCCAGGGGAAGAGGCUCCCCGAAGCCUUCUGGGGUGGCAAGAGAGUCGCCCGAGGGUGCUGACAGCCUCUCCAGCUCCCCAUGGGGCAGUCCCAGGGCAACCCCCAAAGCAGCCCCAUCCAGCCGGGCUAGCCCCAGAAGAGCCAGGGAGACGCAGGGCUCCCAGGGAAGGAAGAAGGUGGCCCGGGAAGGAAUUCCAGUCCGCCAGGCCCGGGGCAGGAGCCCAGCCCGAACCAGCCCUCAUGGGGAAACCCAGAUGCCAGGGACUCAUGAAGGUCAGAAGCCUCCUAACUGCCCGGGAAAAGAUCAAAGAGAUAAAAACUAUAGAGGUUCUGGGGUCCCCAGGUCUUCGGAGCCUGAGACUGGGGCAGCUUCGGGGCCCUCCUCUCCAGCCUGCAGCCCCGGGCAGACCAGACGCUCCUCACCAGCCCCAGGGGCCAUCAGCUUCUCCUCGGUGCAUCAGCAGAGCCCCCCCAUCACGGCCACGGUGGCCCCGUUCCAGUACAGGUUGCAGACGGACCAGGAACCUAGCCCCCUCCCCCAGGGCAGCUGGGCCUCGGAUGGCUACUCCACCCCACCUGGCGGGGCUGAGGACGACUUCUCCUGCGUGGGCCACUCCCGUGCCAUCACCUUUCCUGUGGCGUCCUGA
Molecule: messenger RNA, 855 nt
Organism: Molossus molossus (Pallas's mastiff bat)
Lineage: Eukaryota; Metazoa; Chordata; Mammalia; Chiroptera; Molossidae
Exons: 3
Coding region: 1-855 (284 amino acids)
Source: RefSeq, a predicted model, not a curated record